Molecule: messenger RNA, 2242 nt
Organism: Anolis sagrei ordinatus
Lineage: Eukaryota; Metazoa; Chordata; Lepidosauria; Squamata; Anolidae
Biological process (GO): immune response
Molecular function (GO): GTP binding
Source: RefSeq, a predicted model, not a curated record
UUUUCAACUAUAGGCAAAGCCUGUGCCUUCCGAGAAGGAGAGCAUAUUAUCAGUUCUUGUAAAGUGCUCAUUUUCACUUUUGUUUCUUCUUCCUCGUUUGAAAACUUCUGAGGGAAUGUAGAAGCAACACCAAGCAACAGCACUAAAUGAGACAAACAACCACAGCAAUGGGAGGCUUUUUUUCUCAACCUCAACCUAUUCCGACAAAGAAAACAGAUGUGAAUGAGAUGAUGGAGCAACCAUGGAGGGAUGUUACCUGGAAAACUGGGGAAAGAAAAAAACUGAUGAGUGCGAUAGCAGCUUAUCAUCCUCGUUUGAAUUCAGUGCCACAGUUUCGGGUUCUGUUUGUGGGACCAGUUGGAGCAGGGAAAUCCAGCUUUUUCAACUCUGUGAAGUCUGUUAUCCGGGGCUAUGUGACAGCUCAGGCCACAGCAUCAGGGAUGUGUGGUCCCAGUUGGACCAAUCAGUACAAGACAUAUCAAAUUAAAAAUAAUGAGGAUGGAAAGACCCUACCCAUCAUCUUCUGUGACACAAUGGGACUGGAAGCAAGGGAAGGAGCUGGACUACAUAUUGAUGACGUGCCCAACAUAAUUAAAGGACAUGUUCCUGAUAAGUAUCUGUUUCGUCCAGCUGGGCCUAUGCCGCCAACAUCACCAGGCUAUAUCAAAAGUCCAUCUUUAAAGGAUGAAAUUCAUUGUUUUGUUUUUAUCAUCGAAGCACCUAAGAUUGAGAUCCUUCCUGAUGAAAUGUUGGAAAAGCUGAAAACCAUUAGUCGAAAAAUAAACAUGUUUGAUUUACCACAACUUGUCAUACUUACCAAAGUAGAUGAAGUUUGCCCUGCUCUUGAAAAAAACAUUUCAAAUGUAUAUAGGAGCAAAGUUGUUGAGAGAAAGAUGCAAAUAACAGCGGAAAGACUUGGCAUCCCUUUGUGUAACAUAGUUCCUGUUAAAAAUUACUGUUCAGAGCUGGAACUCAAGGAGAAUGUUGAUAUCCUGAUCCUGCUGGCACUGAGGCAGAUUCUGCGCUUAGCAGACAGCUAUCUAGAUAAUUUCCUGUUGGCCGAAAUAGCUACGGGAAUGAGAAGCAAUUCUUCUAAACCCGAGUCUGAACUUAUUGUGACGAAGAAAACAGAUGCGAAUGAGAUGAUGGAGCAACCAUGGAGGGAAGUUACCUGGAAUACUGAGGAAAGAAAAAAACUGAUGCAUGAGAUAGUAGAUUACUAUCCUCGUUUGAAUUCAGUGCCACAGUUUCGGGUUCUGUUUGUGGGACCAGUUGGAGCAGGGAAAUCUAGCUUUUUCAACUCUGUGAAGUCUGUUUUCUGGGGCCAUGUGACAGCUCAGGCCAUAGCAGGAGCAAUUUCUGGAACCAGUGUGACCAUGCAGUACAAUUCUUACAAAGUUAAAAAUAAAGAGGAUGGAAAGGCCCUACCCAUCAUCUUCUGUGACACAAUGGGACUCGAAGAAAGGGAAGGAGCUGGACUACAUAUUGAUGAUGUGUCCAACAUAAUAAAAGGACAUAUUCCACACAAGUAUCAGUUUAAUCAAGCUGGGCCUAUGCAGCCAACAUCACCAGGCUAUAUCAAACAUCCAUCUUUGAAGGAUGAGAUUCAUUGCUUUGUCUUUAUCAUUGAGGCACCCAAGAUUGAGAUCCUUCCUGACAAAUUAUUGGAAAAGCUGAAAACCAUUAAACAAAGAACUAACAUGUUUGAUUUACCACAACUUGUCAUACUUACCAAAGUGGAUGAAAUUUGCCCUUCUCUUGGAAAAAACAUUUCAAAUGUAUACAGGAGCAAGGUUGUUGAGAGAAAGAUGCAGUUAACAGCGGAAAGACUUGGCAUCCCUUUGUGUAACAUAGUUCCUGUAAAAAAUUACUGUUCAGAGCUGGAACUCAAAGAUAAUAUAGAUAUCUUGAUCCUGCUGGCACUGAGGCAGAUUCUGCGCUUAGGAGAAAGUUACCUAGAUAAUUUCCCAUCAGACGAAAUAGCUACAAUGGAUUAAUGUCCUGAUUCCUGAUCAGCUCAGCAUUGUCAAUAUCACACCACAUUUUUAUAUCACUGUUGUUCUACUUUAAUUGCGGUGUCUGCUUCCUAUGGAAUUCUGGGAUUUGCAGUUUAAUGAGGGGCAUUUAGAGUCCUCAGGCUGAAUUCUUGGGACUCAAUAAAUGAUGAAACCCAGAAUUCCACUGAAGCCAGCCAUGUAGUGUGAUAUUGAUUAUAUGGUUACAUAUUAAAGAUCAAAUGCCA